GCUGCACUCGGUCCCAGCUUAUCGCGGCCUUAUUGGUGCCCCCGGUGCCGGCUCCGAGGGGCACUCGGGAUGAUACAAGCUUGCAGUGAAAUCAUUCUCUCGGCAGCGAAAGUCCCCCGCGUCCACGUCGCAGCUGCCCUUUCGUUUCCGUCCGCGUGGGAACGAAACGUUGCGAGGGUGCGAGCGCCUGCCGGGUAGGCAACAUCUCGUGCGCUGUACACGGCUGUCUCGGCGUUGCCUACCUAGCAGGGGUUCGCGAGGGGGCCGCGUGCGCAGCGGCUUGGCAAAGGCUUUCAAGACUUACAAUUGCGCUUUCCCGGGUCACCCGUUAAGUACAAAAAGCAGAAGAGGGCGGGCUAAAAAGAAGUCGAGUUGGCACUGCUGUUGGAGGAGAACCGGGAACUCCGACGCCACCCCAUACCAUCAUGCGCGAGCUCUGCGUGGUGCCCGAAGCCGCAAGUCACCAGGACGGCGGGUGCGAUGAGGCACGGGCCGACACCAGGACCAGUGCUGCGACAGCUUCAGCGACGUCACUGCCGUCUGGCAGCAGCAGAAGCCGGACCGACUUUGACAUUCCUAAAAUCAUAGCAGAAAAGAUAAGGUCGAAAUCAUUCUUCUGGUCUGCUGAAUUAAUACCAGGCACCUCUCCUCACCUGCAAGCUCUACUAGAGCAGAGUUUGAAAGACAUAGCCAACCACGCUCACAAUGCACCGUCCUUUGUGUCAGUUACAUGGCAUGAGAGCCACCUAAAAGAAAUAAAAGUUGGGGGUUCGACAAGGCUUCAGCAUCCUGCAUUGGAGCUGAGUAAGUAUCUUCAACAAAAAUUUGGAAUACCAGCUCUACUUCACCUUUCUGCUGGAAAUCUAAAGCGAACUCAAGUUGUCAGAAUAUUGGAAGGAUGCAUUGACUCUGGUAUCACAAACAUACUAGCUUUGAGGGGAG
This is a messenger RNA of Frankliniella occidentalis (western flower thrips), 942 nucleotides long. RefSeq lists its product as uncharacterized. Gene Ontology annotation, molecular function: methylenetetrahydrofolate reductase [NAD(P)H] activity; FAD binding. The transcript has 3 exons. Lineage: Eukaryota; Metazoa; Arthropoda; Insecta; Thysanoptera; Thripidae. The record is from RefSeq and is a predicted model, not a curated record. Gene Ontology annotation, biological process: tetrahydrofolate interconversion. The annotation marks the transcript as partial. Gene Ontology annotation, cellular component: cytosol.